Molecule: messenger RNA, 1552 nt
Organism: Molossus molossus (Pallas's mastiff bat)
Lineage: Eukaryota; Metazoa; Chordata; Mammalia; Chiroptera; Molossidae
Gene: TMEM69
Product: transmembrane protein 69
Exons: 3
Coding region: 158-907 (249 amino acids)
Source: RefSeq, a predicted model, not a curated record
AGAAGUACCGGGUUGUUCUUGCAGCUCUGCUUUCCAUCUCUCCGCGCGCGACACUGGCAAAAACAUACUUCUGAUUCAGCCUGUCCACUUAGCUGUAAAAGUACAUUAACCAGAACUGCUUGGCAUCUUCCUGAGCAAGACUCCAUUAGGGCCCAGUAUGCUUCACUUUAUCCAGAAGUUUUCUCAAGCAUCUCCAAAGAUGCUGAAGUACCCUUUCACAGUUGGACUAGGAGCCAGCAGAAUAGAAACACUUUCUCUCAAGACAUGUCUCCAGCAGAACUUUUCACCUUUGUUUCUAAGGCCUUGGUCUUUCUCAUCACUUCCAGUGUGUAUGAGCAAGAUACAAUACUAUCAUACUUCCCCAUGCAGCUUUAAGAAGCAGAAGCAAGAAGUACUUCCAGUUAGGCCACCAAAAACUAUUACAUACCUGCCUGACAGCCCAAAGCCAGCAUUAUAUGUAUCUCUGGUGGGACUAAUCCCCUUCUUUGCGCCACCACUGGUCAUGGUGAUGACAAAGACUUAUAUUCCCAUAUUAGCUUUUACUCAGAUGGCUUAUGGAGCCAGUUUCCUAGCUUUCUUGGGAGGGAUCAGAUGGGGUUUUGUUCUGCCAGAAGGUAGUCCAGCCAAACCAGAUUUCCUCAAUUUAGCGAGUAGUACAGCUCCUGUUGUGUUUGCAUGGUCUGCCUUCCUUAUUUCUGAAAGUCUCAGUGAAGCUAUAGUCACAGUAAUAAUAGGUUUGGGAAUAGCAUUACAUAUUGAACUUUUUCUCUUGCCACAUUAUCCCAAUUGGUUCAAAGCCCUGAGGAUAGUAGUCACUUUAGUAGCCUUGUUGUCAUUUGUACUCACUUUACUACUAAAAGACAUUUAUCCAGAGAAAGGACCUAAGAGACCUGGUCAAGUAGAAUAAAUACAAAACUAUUCUGUAGAUGACGUUAGCAUGUUGGCUAUAAGCCUUAUAAGGUUGUUUUGCAUUUCCUUUUUCUUCUACUCCUGUUUGGCUUUUUAUUUCCUACCAAAGGUAAUUUAUUCACAUUUUUUUCAUUUCUAGAAAUCUUUAUUUCAUAGGAAUUAUAUGAUCAACAACUUAAAAAUCCCUAACAAGUCCUUUUUAUGGCAUAUUACAUUACAGUUCUCAUUCAUUCUUAUGAAUUAUAAAGUUGUCCACUCAUACAUUUCAAUUUUUUAAAUUAUUUUGAAAAUGUAAAAUGUUUUAAAAAGGUGAAAAAUCCCUUUUGCUAGAGCCUAUGAUCACUGAAAAUAUAUACACAUUCUCCCAUUCGAGAGGAAAACUUCAAUCCAUAAAUGUCUGAAAGUAAUAAGUGGUUCUAGGGUGGAGUUUUCAUUGCAGUUUCCCCUGGGAAUUGCAUUUCCAAGCUCAUUUUACCUGGUAUAAUCUAGUUAUAUGAGCUGUAAGGAUCUGUGGCUCUAAAGUCAUUUGGGAGUAGUGUCACGAGGGGAAGUCAUGUGUAAAGAGAAGUUGGACUCAUUUCCAGUUUUGUUUUGUUUUUUAGUCCUCACCCGAGGACAGUUUUUGAUACUUUGUUCAGAUAGA